UGUGACGAUCGCGGCAGUAGUCUGCUAAUCGGAUAUUUAAGAGUAGAUCAGCCACUCUGCAGCUAGCAUCGGAUUACGUAUCCCGCGCCAGUCGGAUCCAGCCGAGAUCCCACCAUGGCUUCAGCCAGUUUCUACGAUGGAGCACUUGUCCCUAUCGGAACUCACCGUCUAUUCCUACGGCUACAGGGUGUUCCCCGCUUCGAGGGGCAACCCCUGGUGAUCUUUGUCGCCGGCGCGGGGGAUGUCGCCUCGUCGUACUGCGCCGUUGCUCGACAAGUGGGCGCCUUUGCUACUGUCCUUCUCUACGACCGCACCGGUCUAGGACGCAGCGAGGACAGUCCUUCCCAGUACUAUCCCAGCGCGACGCUCGCUGCCCAAGAACUACACAUCCUCCUUGGCAACGCAGCCCUGCCGCCCCCGUAUAUCCUGGUCGGCCACUCUUACGGUGCCAUCAUCGCGCGGGAAUACCUCCACUUGUUCUCCGACGAGAUCAGCGGUAUGGUGCUAGCCGAUGGCUCCACCGAACGUCAACAUGAACUCUUCCAAGACCCCGAGCUGGACAUCAAUGCUGUCCUGGGAGAUUUGAAUUUCGCACGUGUGACGGGGCUACGGGAUAGUGCGCAACUGUCACGGGAGGAAUGGCGGGCCCGGGCUAUCGAUAUUGCGCGGGGGCGGGAGAUGUGGGCUGCUGAGGGGAGGACACUGGCAACAGUCUGCCAGACGCUGGGGGAGAAGGAGCAGUAUCGGACCCAGGCGCUGGGGACUCGGCCGUUGUCGGUGAUCCGAUGUCGUGGCUCGUUGGAUUACCGACGGGUGUAUGAGAAGGGGGUGGAAGCGGGGAAUGGAAGCGAGAAGCAGCAGAAGGCGUUCUGGAGGCUACUAGAGCGGUGGGAUGAUGUGGAUCAGGCGAUGCAGGAGGAGCAGUUGAGGUUGUCGGGGGGAAGCCGAAUGGUGUACCUGGGGCAGUGUGGGCACCAGGUGCAUUGGGUGCGGCCGGAUGUGGUUGCGCAGGAGGUAAGGUGGGUGAUGGAGGAGAUUGUCAGGGGGGAAGCUGUGAGUCCAACUGAAUGACUGCACAGUCAUGAGGAGUCAUUCUGUUGAAUGGUUGGAACUGUAGUCCGGUGGCUGACACGGGCGGUUGGUGAAAGGCAGUGCAUGGAGGGGCUGGGAGUGAGUCAAGGCAGCUGGGUGAAAGUUUGGUUUCUGCUCUUAUUGCUAGUAGCUGAGGUCGGAGUCAGAAUCAAAUGAAACUAUUCCAUACCGUUGGUGCUGGUAUAGUUCGACUUUGACUGUCACGUCCCACCAUACCCGAUCAGGCAACCCCGGGCUUGGCACCAUCGCAAGUCGGCGUCGACUUUCUUCUCGUCUU
Aspergillus ibericus CBS 121593 is the source of this 1369-nucleotide messenger RNA. Its product is annotated as alpha/beta fold hydrolase. The transcript has a single exon. Bases 115 to 1071 code for a protein of 318 amino acids. Lineage: Eukaryota; Fungi; Ascomycota; Eurotiomycetes; Eurotiales; Aspergillaceae. The record is from RefSeq and is a predicted model, not a curated record.